Molecule: messenger RNA, 384 nt
Organism: Penicillium salamii
Lineage: Eukaryota; Fungi; Ascomycota; Eurotiomycetes; Eurotiales; Aspergillaceae
Source: the annotation of a GenBank genome assembly
AUGAUUCCUCGUGUCCUUCCGGGUCUGGCUUCCCGUCGUUUAUUCUCUGUUUCCACUAGGAUGGCUACCAUGACACCGUUGGAGGAUGCGAUGCGCGACAAGCUUGCACACGUAUUCACACCCUCGACCCUUGUUAUUCGGAACGAUUCUCAUAAACAUGCGCACCAUGCUGCCAUGGAGGGCUCCACAUCAAAGGAGACUCAUUUCCACGUGACAAUUGUUUCCGACGCCUUCGAAUCUAAGAUGCAGCCCGCGAGACACCGCAUGGUCUACGCUUUGUUUAAAGAAGAGAUGGCUCGGGAGGGCGGACUCCAUGCGCUGCAAUUGAAGACGAAAACCCCGGCCGAGGAACAACGCGAGAAGGAGCGCACAGAGAAGGCAUGA